Molecule: messenger RNA, 930 nt
Organism: Mizuhopecten yessoensis (Yesso scallop)
Lineage: Eukaryota; Metazoa; Mollusca; Bivalvia; Pectinida; Pectinidae
Product: ATP-dependent RNA helicase glh-2-like
Exons: 1
Coding region: 1-930 (309 amino acids)
Source: RefSeq, a predicted model, not a curated record
AUGCUUCCACCAACUGUUUUCACCAACAAUAGUCAUCGGGGCAGUGGAUUCACCAACUAUAGUCAUCGGGGCAGUGGAUUCACCAACAAUAGUCAUCGGGGCAGUGUUUUCACCAACAUUAGUCAUCGGGGCAGUGUCUUCACCAUCAAUAGUCAUCGGGGCAGUGUCUUCACCAACAUUAGUCAUCGGGGCAGUGGACUCACAACCAAUAGUCAUCGGGGCAUUGGUUUCACCAACAAUAGUCAUCAGGGCAGUGUUUUCACCAACAUUAGUCAUCGGGGCAGUGUCUUCACCAACAAUAGUCUUUGGGGCAGUGGAUUCACCAACAUUAGUCAUCGGGGCAGUGUCUUCACCAUCAAUAGUCAUCGGGGCAGUGUCUUCACCAACAAUAGUCAUCGGGGCAGUGGAUUCACCAACAAUAAUCAUUGGGGCAGUGGUUUCACCAACAAUAGUCUUUGGGACAGUGGAUUCACCAACAAUAGUCAUCGGGGCAGGGUCUUCACCAACAAUAGUCAUCGGGGCAGUGUCUUCACCAUCAAUAGUCAUCGGGGCAGUGUCUUCACCAACUAUAGUCAUCGGGGCAGUGGUUUCACCAACUAUAGUCAUCGGGGCAGGGGAUUCACCAACAAUAGUCAUCGGGGCAGGGGAUUCACCAACAAUAGUCAUCGGGGCAGUGGUUUCACCAACUAUAGUCAACGGGGCAGUGGAUUCUCCAACAAUAGUCAUCGGGGCAGUGUCUUCACCAACAAUAGUCAUCGGGGCAGUGGAUUCACCAACAAUAGUCAUCGGGCAGUGGAUUCACCAACUAUAGUCAUCAGGGCAGUGGAUUCACCAACAAUAGUCAUCGGGGCAGUGGAUUCACCAACAAUAGUCAUCGGGGCAGCGUCUUCACCAACAAUAGUCAUCGGGCAGUGGAUUCACCAACAUUAG